AUGUCAUCAUCAAGAAGCAGAACGGUAGAAGACAUAUACGAAUCGCAAAAUGACCAAAGAUUAGACGAACUGCAUUCCAAGAUUCGUACACUGCGCGGGAUAACGACAGACAUUCACGAUGAUGUAGAAGCUCAAAAUUUGCUGUUAGAUAACACUAAUGACCGCUUCUCGUCCUUCGGCACAGCUCUUUCGCAAACUUCCCAGCGCGCUGCACAAGCUUUUGGUAUUGGAACAGGCAGUCUCAAACCGUGGCGCAUUGCUGCUCUGAUCGUCGGUGUCUUUAUCGCAUUCUGGUUGACUUCCAAGGUUCUUGGGUGGUGGUGGGGCUCACCGGCGACGGCGAGCGUUUGA
Messenger RNA from Laccaria bicolor S238N-H82, 351 nucleotides. Its product is annotated as Bet1-like protein. The coding region runs from base 1 to 351 and encodes 116 amino acids. NCBI's taxonomy places the organism in Eukaryota, Fungi, Basidiomycota, Agaricomycetes, Agaricales, Hydnangiaceae. The record is from RefSeq and is a predicted model, not a curated record. Gene Ontology annotation, biological process: intra-Golgi vesicle-mediated transport. The transcript is spliced from 3 exons.